CCCAGUAACACUGCGGUUGAUGUCCGGACUUGUAACUACAUUUCAGAGCAGUUCGGCUUUUGUUCGCGAGUUACUUUAAGCCCAGGAAAGACGGAGGAGCCGUAUUCAUGCACUUACACCGAGGAAAAUGAUCAUCUGUGCGCAAAAAAUGGAUUAUCGCUUUGGAACCCAGUGCCAGCGUGUCCGGAGUCAGGUGAUGAAGGUGAGCUCUGAUAAGGACAGUUCCUCUCCGUUGUGCAUGAAGGCUUUGGCCAGCAGGGGGCGCAUGGACACAGUAUCACAGCAAAUGGCCUCCCAUCCUCAGUAUUUAGAGAGCUUCCUGCGCACACAGCAUUACAUCCUUAACAUGGAUGGCCCUCUGCCCCAUCACUACCGCCACUACAUAGCCAUCAUGGCUGCGGCUCGACAUCACUGCAGCUACCUGGUGUCCCUGCACUCGGCUGUGUUCCUGCGGGUGGGAGGAGACCCGGUGUGGCUGCAAGGGCUGGAGUCUGCACCACCUCGCCUCCAGCAGCUCGACCACAUAAACAAAGUGCUCGCUCACCAGCCCUGGCUCACUGCUCGCUCCCACAUUCAGGCUUUGUUGAAGUCAGGUGAGCAGUGCUGGUCUCUGGCUGAGCUGGUCCAGGCUGUAGUUCUGCUGGCUCACUGCCAUGCACUCUGCAGCUUCGUGUUUGGCUCUGAACAGGACACACAACCCGGCCCGAGAGCGCCACAUGGAACGCCCCCAGGCUACUGCCUCUGUGAUGCUGCCAAUGGCAACGCCACCUUCCCACCUCGCAGGAGGUCUCUAGACUCCAGCUGUGACCUGGCAUGCCUACGAGAAGGAAUACACAAGUCACAGGAAGAGAAAGAGAGAAAAGGACAUGCAGGCCUUCAGUCUUAUACCCUCCUGCAUAUAGACAUGGACGAGCAGGAAGAAGAAGAGAUGAUGUGUUCGACAGACCCCUCCCGCUUCGUCAAGGACCCUGAUUUUGGCUAUCAGGAAUUCGCCCGGCAGGAAGAAGACCAUUUCCAAGUAUUGCGGGUGCAGGACUACUCGUGGGAGGACCACGGUUUCUCCUUGGUAAACCGUCUCUACUCGGACAUCGGGCAUCUGUUAGACGAGCGGUUCCGCAGCGUGGCCUCAUUACCGUCCCCUCGCAAUCCGGACCUCAAGAGAGCCAUCUGGAACUACAUCCAUUGCAGUUAUGGAAUUAGGUAUGAUGAUUAUGAUUACGGAGAAGUGAACCAGCUGCUGGAACGCGGACUGAAGCUUUAUAUUAAGGCUGUGGCCUGCUAUCCUGACUCCACUAAGAACCUUCUGUGCCCUCUGCCUUUAGUUUCUCUCAAAGCCUCAGAAAAGGUACACAUCAACCUGCUGGUGAUGGAGGCACGGCUGCAGGCAGAGCUGCUCUACGCACUCCGAGCAAUCACUCAGUACAUGAUCGCCUAGGACAGCAAGACACAUGCAGAGAGACAGCGAGAGAGACGGAGAAAGAGUUGCACAGUCACUUAUGGUACAAAAAAUAAAAAAUAAAAAAGGACCUUACUUGGGGCAAUGGGGAAAGGAAAUCCGUGAUUAAAAAAAAGACAGAGAGGACUUGUGAAGAGCAAUAUUUCUUCUUCUCCAUCUCUUGUGGGGUUUUGUUGUUGUUAUUGUUGUUGUUGUUGUUUUGUUGUUUGUUCUAAGGUUGCCUAAGUGUGACUUAAGGUACUGCUGUGAAGCGUUUUCAAGGUGACACUUGAAGGCAAUAACAAUCUUUAUUUCUCUGUCUCAACCUUUUCUUUUUUUUUUUGUAUGUUGUUCCCUUCAUUUCUUUUUAAGACCUCAGCUAUGUUGUGUGUGUGUGUGUGUGUGCGUGUGUGUUUGCGUGUGUGUGUGUGCGCGCGUGUGUGUGUUUUCUACUCUUCAGUUUGUAUAUUGGUUUUUUUUCCUAGAUUGUUCAUGUGCAAUUAUCUUUAUUCUUCUUCCUUGUAUUGUCGAGGUUCUUUUUGUUUUUUGCCUGUUGCUCCUCUGUUAACUGACAGUCGGGAAAAGGUGAAGAGCGUGUCGAUUUCGGUCCUAGAGUAUUGAAGGGUGCAAAAAAAAAAAAAAAAAGACAAAAGCAGAUGACUCGAACCUCUCCCGAAAUGGAGGGAAGGCAGUGUUUACUGAAGCUGAGACGAACAGACGAAUGUUGACGAAGCUCAGCAUGUUUCCUGAAUCUUUCAUUUGAAUUUAAGCUCAGAACAACAAGACAGCAGCCAACAUAGGAAAAAAAAAAAAAGUUAUGUGGCUAUAACUUUGUUUUAAUGGCACUUUUAAGAUUUAGAUUAAAAAAAAAAAAACCGUUUAUGCACAAAUUCUACAGAAUCUUGGACUGGUUUAUAACAACAGGUUGUGCUUCAGUUGAAAUGCCAGUUGUGCUGCUGGUGAAGGAUCCAGAGAACACAAAAUGGUAGUGAUUUUUGUGAAUCUGGCAGCACUUUUCAACCCAACUGGCUCAUUUUUCUUUUCUUUUUUUUUUUUUUUUUUUUUAGGAAUUUUACUGCAUAAGUUAGCUUAUGAUGUAGCCUACACUCCAUCCCCAACUACAACGUUUAGAAGAAAAAAAAAAAAAGAAGCUAAUGUUCAAUUCGUGGUUUUUAAUGUCAGUCUGUUCUGGUCAAAUGAAGGACAUUAUUAUUAUUAUUAUUAUUACUAUUUUUCCUGAUUUAUCUGCAGAACAUUUCAGUGAAACUUUGCCAUCUGUGAUACUUUAUAUAAUGCGAAGAAGGUCAAAGGUCAGGCCUGCUGUGAUGCUUCCUGUAACUGACCUGCACAACUUGUUUCCUUGCACUGGACUAUUUUGCACAGAACUGCAUAAGUGACCUGCAUUGCCUCUGAGCAGCUGUAACAGUUAUUGGAACAAAUGACCCGGUGAGGCCUCCGUUCACUGGUACCACGCUGAUGCCAUACUUACUGCAAAUGUUUUGGUUGGGGGGGAAAGGCCAAGCGUUACUUGCUAGAUAAAGCCAUGAUAGUAUUGAAUUGGUGCAGAAGUGUUGCUCAUGUAGGGUACAGGUGGCAAAUGGGCACCAAUGGUUUCUUUCUUUCUUUCUUUUUUUUUUUUUUUUUUUAUUUAUUUUUAAACAUGUUGCAUUACUGUGUCACUACGGCUAUGUUCAGACAGGGUUUACUCCCCCCCCCCAAUUCUGAUUGGUCUUCUACAUUUUGACAGGAUAUUAAUUGGAACUAAUGUGUUUCUGCAUUACAUCCUCAUGUGAGGAGAAAUACUUUAAACAUAAGCGCCUGUUUAAACAUAGCCAGUGAUGAUUGUUGUUGAUGGUUUUUGUUGUGGAAGGGAAGAGGAGGUGGGGCACGAUGGCCCACGUCAGUGCUGAAUCUCAUCAGCCUUUUAUCUAGUACAGCACUGUGGGACUAUUGGGAAAUGCCCAGUCACAUAUCGGAGAAAGAAAAGACGCAAAAAAAAAAAAGGAUUCAUUUCAUCUAAUGCUGAACUUGUCGGAUUUAAGAACUUUACGGUGGAGAGUCUCCACUUAAUGAGCGUUCAGCAAAGCGCUGGACUGUGUGAAGCAAUGGAGA
Messenger RNA from Hemibagrus wyckioides, 3547 nucleotides. RefSeq names its product sestrin 4 (gene sesn4). Gene Ontology annotation, cellular component: nucleus. The transcript has 9 exons. Bases 128 to 1435 code for a protein of 435 amino acids. Gene Ontology annotation, molecular function: L-leucine binding; oxidoreductase activity, acting on peroxide as acceptor. The record is from RefSeq and is a predicted model, not a curated record. Lineage: Eukaryota; Metazoa; Chordata; Actinopteri; Siluriformes; Bagridae. Gene Ontology annotation, biological process: cellular response to leucine starvation; cellular response to L-leucine; regulation of response to reactive oxygen species.